CCUCAUCCAUGCCUCGCGCCGGGCAGUCUCAACCACUCUACGCCGACGACUCAGACCCUGAAUCCGAGAAAGCCACAUCGAAACAGACCAAGGCGCUCAGGAAACGUCUCAGCGAUGUGCACGAUGUCAGCUUUGCCGAUUCUCCGCCGCGCUUGAAACGGCAGGCGAACGAUGAUACAGCAGAAAAGCGGAGAAGGAGGAAGAGCACAAAGAUCGCCGUUAUUGACAAUGCGGAGGCAGGGCCCUCGGGCGAUGCCCUGGUGGAACGUGACGCGGCAGAUACGUCGCGUAAACAGAGGCAGCCCCUUAAUUCAGUGGCGGCGCCUGUGGUCGAGCCGCCCGUGCUGGAAAUCUUGAGCUCGAAUUUUGACGAAUGGAUGAAAAUGGCGACAGAUAAUAAAAUCAACGCCGGAAACUCGUGGAACUUCGACCUCAUCAACUACUUCCACGACAUGUCUCUGCUAAAGAACGAUGAUGGAAUGUCUAUCAACUUUCAGCGCGCGUCCUGUACUCUCGAUGGGUGUGUCAAGAUCUGGACGAGCAGAGUGGAUAGCGUGGGUACCGAGACGGGCAAGCUCCUGAGCAAUCUUGCCAAUGACGGUAAUGAUGAGGACGAGGACGGGAACGGCUCGGACAACCCUGAUGAAGAGACUACGACGAAGAAGAAGAAAUCUCACCGUCCGGCCGCAACGCUUGCGAAGGAGCCUGGUCAGCUGCGGAGCAAGAAGCUGGACUUGGAGUUCAGCGUGGACCCAUUGUUCAGGAAAACUUGCGCUGACUUUGACGAAGGAGGCGCACAAGGUCUCCUCAUGAACCAUCUUAGUCUCGGCAUCGGAAGGCAAAACAACUUGCGCGUCAUUUUCGACUCGGGAGAUGCUGCCGUUGACGUCGAUGAAGUCGACGACGAGCAGGAGCCAGAGGAUCUCAUUGAUCUGACUGAAAUGCGCAAGUCGUUCUUUCCGGAUCUGCAGGUUCUUGAGACGAAAGCUAUUGCUCAUUCUCUGGCGGAUUUUUCGUUCGACAAGUCGGCGUCCAAUGUGGGCAAUGAGACGACAUUUUUCCAGGAUGACACCCACCACUUCGAUGACGACGACGAAAACGACGGUGGUUCUCCUGCAUUCGCCAUGGAUGACGACAACGGAGGACCGGUGGACUUUUUUGCCGGAGACGACGCCGUCCACGACGAUCUUGACGGUCACCUCGGUGGGGAUGACUUCGGGAACGACCAUCAAUCGCAAGGAUCGGGCCUUGCCGAUGAGCAGAGGGCGGAAGGGCCCAUGGGCGUCAUGCCCUUCGACCCGAGGCGGCCUUCUAAUGAUUUCGUCUUGGCCGAGGGUGAAGAUGGCGCCAUGGAGUACUUUAAUGACAGUCUCGCCAAGAAUUGGGCUGGGCCGGAACAUUGGAAGAAGCGAAAGCCAAUGCGCAGAUUGGAUGCCGCAGAGACUGCUGCCAAGCAGCCCAGGGCGCGCAAAGAGCGGAAAGAGCCACCAAAGAUCGAUUUCUUCAAACAUCUGGAUAAGGACCUCAAGCAGCUCACGGAGGAGUUGUUUGCUAGCGGUGGCAAGAACGCGGGUAUUAAUCUGGCUGGGACCAAGGGCAAGAAGAAGGGCAAAGAAAAGGAAAAGAAGAAAGACCACCAUCUUCUGCCUGACGACAUUCACUUUAGCAGCCGACAGUUGGCCUCGCUGUUUCUGAAACCCAAGUUCCAGCUCAAGAUGCGAGGUCGGAAGGUGAGAUACAAUGCUGAUGGUGAAGAAGUGGACGAGAAUUUCUGGGCCCAAGCUGCUGCUGAUCAGGCAGCGGGUCGGCAGGCCAAUGACGAUGACGACAGCGGAGCACCAGCCCCGUUUACCACGCAGUUCUUUAACGACGAUUAUGAUGAUGGUCCGGGCUUCGAUGACUUUGAUGGAGACGGGGACGGGCCUGCAGCGCCCGAAGCCGAUGCAGGGGAAAGCGAUCUGCUAGCCGAAAUGCAAGGCGCCACUCGACGCGCCAAACCUCAGUUUGUCAACUAUGCCAAGCGAGCCAAGCGAGUCGACGUCCGCAAGUUGAAAGACAACAUCUGGAAAGGUCUGGACAUCACCAUCGCCAAAAGCACAGAAGACCCGGAGAGCAUGGUUGUGGAUGAGCCUCCGCCUACAAAUCCAUCUGAGGCUCGGGUUUUCAGCUCUGUCAUCUCCGGUCUCCAACGCUCGUAUCCCAAGGACAAGAUGGAGGAGAUCAGCACCAGUUUCUGCUUCAUUUGUCUCUUGCAUCUGGCCAAUGAGCAAGGUCUGAAGAUUGAAACGGGAUCGGAAGGGAAUGUACCAGAUGCCGGGACUAACAAAGUGGGAGAUCUCUGGGACCUGAAGGUCUUCCGGGACCCAAACGCUACCCAAGCAGCCUGAUCCACCCAUCUUGACAUGCAGUGCCGCUAACCACCUAUAUGUAUCUCGUAUAUAUGCCACUAUUUGUUGCUCCAUGGAGAAUGUACACAAGCACAAC
This is a messenger RNA of Mycena citricolor, 2484 nucleotides long. The record is from the annotation of a GenBank genome assembly. NCBI's taxonomy places the organism in Eukaryota, Fungi, Basidiomycota, Agaricomycetes, Agaricales, Mycenaceae.